CGUAAUCUAGCAGCGCUGUGCCGUCUUCGUUUGCGUGAUUGAUUUGAUUGGGCCUCAAAGCGAGAGGAACUGCCGAGCGGCGAGUGAUAGAAACAUCCACUGGGGAGAGAGAGAGAGAGAGUGAGGGGGGGGGUCUCUGGCAGUGGACGUCUUUGGGACCCCAGCACAAGAAAGAGUUGGGAGGAAUGGGUAUCCUGUCUGUAUUUUGAUUGGAGGGGGUAAAAGUAUGGAGAAAUCGAGGUCGGAUUGCUUCACUUGGAGAGAACUCUCUCAGGUCUGGAACAAUGUGACGACUUGUAUUGUGUCGAACAGCCAGGUGGUUGUCUGAUAAAUCAGGACAUGCACGGGACUAGAUUAGUGACAUUUUUUGGUGGGCUUUGAUCUUACUAAUGGGAGUUGAUUAGGCUAUACUGAUUACGGAGGGCCGGAGUUCACCUCAUUUUUUUCUUCGUGUAUCAGCGUUAUCAUUCUUCCGAGAAAUUUGUUGGUCUUAUUCCGAUACUCUGCCUGGUAGAAUCCUCUUGGUCUUCGACUGGUGUGCGCGUUUUGGAGAUUGCAGAUCUCGGUGUAGGGCAUUGCUGUGGGUGUUUAUCAGCAUUUCCAAAUGGAUUGCUCGGACUUUUGGAAGGCAAAUAUACAUUGUACAUAACCACGAAUCUCGAACACCCACCGGGAGGCUGUUGAGUUGAAACGCGUUUUCUUCGGCCGGUCGUUGUGGACCAGUGCUACGACCGGUAUUAGGUCGUGUCAGGUUGUUUCUUGAUUAGGGUUUCUUCCCGAGAUUGUAUUAGGUUGAUUUAUUAUUGCCUUUCUAUCUCUAGCUCGUGAAGUCGAGAGGGCAGUUUUGCUGACCGGUUGUUGGAGGAGUGAUUGAUUAGUUGAUUGAGUGGUGGGUACGAUGGGCGUAAUGCGGGACAUCGUGGCUGUGGUCGCGGCGGGAGCGGGAGCAGCGGCGGCUUUGUCGUAUUGGAAGGGCGGAUCUCGCGACAUGGCGGAGGUGGUGCGAGUGGCUCAAGCAGCCGCUCAGGGUACUGAUGUCCGGCGCUUGCUUCUUCAGUCGAUUUUCUUCGUCGCCGUGGUCUCGCUCGCCACAGAUUUCGUCAUUCCCGCGCUUGCUCGGGGCCGUGUGGUAGGUCGCCGUCGCCGUCUAUCGUCAGCGGCAGCGAGGGCGGCAGCGGCCAUUGAGAAUCCAAGGGCACCUGAGGAAACGACGUCGAUGGGAGAUGACCGGGCGGCGGGAGAAGUGGAACAGGAAGAGGCAGAGGUGGGAACCUUGGAUGCAAGAGCAGAACCAUCGGAUCUGCCGUCGUCGUCGUCUUCCGCGCCAAAUCUUCCCGCCGAGGCAGAAAAAGCUUGCAUAAAAGUUUCGCAAGACAUACGGAGGGUACGCGAAGAUCAGCAGCAGGCAAUGAACGAUAGCAAUCUGGCGAAGAGCAUUCAGAAAAGGAACAAGGCACAUCAGGUGUCAGCGAGGAAGCAGGCCCAGGUUCCCUGCGGGUCAGAAGAAGUGGACAGGGUGCAGCCCCGAUCACCUGAGGAUGAUUUGAAGAUGUUGGUGGCAUGUGCGAGGGAGGAACAUCAGCGGCUUUGUCGAGAGCAGGAUGAGGCGUAUGCGGCAUCUUUGCAGGUGGAUUGUGCCAAGGAAUCUGAAAGGAGGCGGCAAGAGAUUGAGAGGCAAGAAGAAAUUAGGCGAACGAGGGAGGAGGACAGACAGAAGGCUGCUCAGGAGGUUAUCAAGCUGUCAAAGCAGGCGAAAAGGGAGUCAUUGCCGCCCGAGCCUGUUGCAGAUGAGCCUGGCAGAACCAUGAUCGGUCUGUCAAAGCAGGCGAAAAGGGAGUCAUUGCCGCCCGAGCCUGUUGCAGAUGAGCCUGGCAGAACCAUGAUCGGUGUUCGAUUGCUAGACAGUAGUGUGCAUCGCCGCUCUUGGCAUUGUAGUGCAUACAUCAAUCAGCUCUACAACUGGAUCGACUCACUGGAGGCGUUCACACUCCAGCCGGAGGAGUACUCGUUGUUUACAGCAUUUCCGAGGAAGGAGUUGGCCCGUCAGGAUUGGGGCGGAAAGUCUCUAGAGGAGGGAGGGUUAUGCCCGCAGUCCCUAGUCAUUGUGGAUAAGAGGGAAGCCAAGAGUUCGAGUCCGAGCACACUUUCUUGAGGACAACUUGCAGCUACCAAUACGAUGUGGAAAUGCGCCGAGUUCACUCUUCUUCUGAUGUAUUAUUCUUUUUUUAUUCUAAAUUUGUAAUUAGUUUGUAUCAAUUGGAUUGUGAAGGAAAGUCCGUGUCUAUUCAAAACGUGUUCUUCGCUUCCCAUCUCGAAUCUCGAAUGGUUGUCCCAAAGUCUUGUGAUGCUUUUAUUUCGCUCAACCGACUUCAGCCGUUGAAAUGAAAUAAAAGACAUUGUGUAACUGCAGGCUGCAACAGAUGCUGGUCAAUCAAGGAAUGACUGCCGUGACACUAACAAUAUUAUGAGAGGCCAGAUUGUUUACGGUCGUAUUCACUGAAGAUGACUAAGCUGGUCCUAAGACUCCUAACCUUCACUCAUGUGGAUUAAUUAUAAUAAGCUGGUCCCAAAUCAAACACCAAGGAUUUG
Molecule: messenger RNA, 2589 nt
Organism: Chara braunii
Lineage: Eukaryota; Viridiplantae; Streptophyta; Charophyceae; Charales; Characeae
Source: the annotation of a GenBank genome assembly